Brassica oleracea var. oleracea is the source of this 898-nucleotide messenger RNA. RefSeq lists its product as uncharacterized. The transcript has a single exon. Gene Ontology annotation, molecular function: nucleic acid binding. The record is from RefSeq and is a predicted model, not a curated record. The coding region runs from base 20 to 898 and encodes 292 amino acids. Gene Ontology annotation, biological process: DNA integration. NCBI's taxonomy places the organism in Eukaryota, Viridiplantae, Streptophyta, Magnoliopsida, Brassicales, Brassicaceae.
UGUGUGGGGUAUUGACUUCAUGGGGCCAUUUCCAUCAUCACAUGGCAACAAGUACAUCCUGGUAGCUGUUGAUUAUGUCUCAAAAUGGGUGGAAGCUAUUGCAAGUCCCACCAAUGAUGCAAGAGUGGUAAUCAAGAUGUUCAAGAGCACCAUCUUUCCAAGGUUCGGAGUUCCAAGAGUUGUAAUCAGUGAUGGAGGGUCUCAUUUCAUCAACAAACUGCUUGAGGGACUUCUCAGGAAGAACGGUGUUAAGCACAAGGUUGCAACUCCUUACCAUUCUCAAACAAGUGGUCAAGUUGAGAUUUCUAACAGAGAGAUCAAGUCCAUUCUCCAGAAGAUUGUGGGGAUUACAAGAAAGGAUUGGUCAGUUAAGCUUGAUGAUGCGCUUUGGGCUUACAAGACAGCUUACAAGACACCUCUGGGGACCACACCUUUCAACCUAUUGUACGGGAAAGCUUGCCAUCUACCAGUGGAGCUUGAGUACAAGGCACUUUGGGCAGUAAAAUUGCUGAACUUUGACAUCAAGAGUGCCAAGGAGAAAAGGCUUUUUCAGCUACAUGAGCUUGAUGAGAUAAGAAUGGAUGCCUUUGAAAACUCAAGGAUCUACAAGGAGAAGACUAAAGCUUUCCAUGACAAGAAUAUCCUAAAGAGAGAGUUUAAAGAAGGAGAUCAAGUUCUUCUCUACAACUCAAGACUGAAGUUGUUUCCAGGAAAGCUUAAGUCAAGGUGGUCCGGCCCUUUCAAGGUCAAAGAGGUUAAGCCAUAUGGAGCAAUAGUUUUGUGGAGUACUGAUGGAAGAGACUUUACAGUCAAUGGGCAAAGGGUUAAGCUCUACAUGGCUGAUGAACCUGAGGAAGAUGGAGUUUCAACUCCACUGUCUGAUCCUACCCCAGCCUAA